This is a messenger RNA of Vombatus ursinus (common wombat), 641 nucleotides long. RefSeq names its product ubiquinol-cytochrome-c reductase complex assembly factor 3. The transcript has 2 exons. Gene Ontology annotation, cellular component: mitochondrial inner membrane. Bases 30 to 356 code for a protein of 108 amino acids. NCBI's taxonomy places the organism in Eukaryota, Metazoa, Chordata, Mammalia, Diprotodontia, Vombatidae. The record is from RefSeq and is a predicted model, not a curated record. Gene Ontology annotation, biological process: mitochondrial respiratory chain complex III assembly; mitochondrial electron transport, ubiquinol to cytochrome c.
GACUUCCGGUCUCCCUCGGCCCCGUCUCGAUGGUCCCGCGUUGGCCUCUCCAGGCCGGCGGAGGGGGAGUGCGAGUGGGCGAGGCCAUGGGGUCGCUGGGCAAGGUGCUGCAGGCGGCCGUGGUGCUGGGCUUGGGCGCGGGCCUGGGGCUCUUCCUCUUCGUGCUGGUGCCGCCGGGGGAGCAGCGGGCACGCGAUCUGCUCAAGGACACUCCGGAGAGGAACCCGCAGCGAAGGGACGAAGCGACCAAAACCAAGACGCUGUGGAUGGCCACGCUCCGGGAGGCCGCAGAGACCCACGAGAACGUGGCCUGGAGGAAGGACUGGAACCGCCAGGCGGGAGGGAGGGCGGCUUGAUGCCCUUUCCUGGCUCCCAUCGGGACUUAGGAUUCCCGCCCCCACACACCUCCUCGGCUCCCCGGGGCCACUCGGGGCUGGGACUCUCUCCCACGGAAAGUGGACACCUCCCCGUUCCCCAGUGUGGAAUAAACCCCGGGUUUUGACGUGACUUUUGGCAGGGGUCUAAGUGGAAUGACCAUUUUGUCCCACUGCACGUCAGCCUCUGGCUUCCCUUCUCUGACCACGAAAACGAUGUGGAGAAAUUACAUUUCCCCAUCCCCAGAGUAAACGUUAACACAAAGA